Messenger RNA from Eptesicus fuscus (big brown bat), 936 nucleotides. Its product is annotated as olfactory receptor 5B3-like. Gene Ontology annotation, biological process: G protein-coupled receptor signaling pathway; sensory perception of smell. The record is from RefSeq and is a predicted model, not a curated record. Lineage: Eukaryota; Metazoa; Chordata; Mammalia; Chiroptera; Vespertilionidae. Gene Ontology annotation, molecular function: olfactory receptor activity; G protein-coupled receptor activity; odorant binding. Gene Ontology annotation, cellular component: membrane. The transcript has a single exon. Bases 4 to 936 code for a protein of 310 amino acids.
UCCAUGGAGAACAAUACAGUGGUGAGAGAAUUCAUCCUGGUAGGACUAACCAAUGCCCCAGAACUGCAGGUCCCCCUCUUUGUAAUGUUCACCCUCAUCUACCUCAACACUGUGAUUGGGAACCUGGGGAUAAUCAUGUUGAUCCUGCUGGACUCUCGUCUCCACACUCCUAUGUACUUUUUCCUCAGUAACCUGUCUCUGGUGGAUUUGUGUUACUCCUCAACAAUAACUCCAAAGGUGAUGGCUGGAUUUCUAACAGGAGACAAAGUCAUCUCCUACAAUGCCUGUGCUACUCAGAUGUUCUUUUUUAUAGUCUUUGCCACUGUGGAAAAUUACCUCUUGGCCUCAAUGGCCUAUGACCGCUAUGCAGCAGUGUGUAAACCCCUACAUUACACCACUACCAUGACAACAGUUGUGUGUGCUUCUAUGGCCAUAGGCUGCUAUAGCCUUGGCUUUCUGAAUGCUUCUAUUAAUGUUGGAGACACAUUCUGUCUCUCUUUUUGUUUGUCCGUGAUCCAUCACUUUUUUUGCGAUGUUCCAGCAGUCAUGACUCUGACUUGCUCUGGUAACCAUAUUGGUGAACUGAUUCUUAUUCUUAUUUCAAGUUUUAAUGUCUUUCUUGCACUUUUUGUUAUCUUGACUUCCUAUCUCUUUAUAUUUAUUACCAUUUCAAAGAUGCACUCAAGACAGAGAUAUCAGAAGGCUUUGUCUACCUGUGGUUCUCACCUUAUUACAGUUUCCAUAUUUUAUGGGACUGUCAUCUUUAUGUACUUACAGCCAAGUUCCAGUCAUUCCAUGGGCACAGGCAGAAUCGCAUCUAUGUUCUAUUCUAUGGUCAUCCCCAUGCUGAACCCUCUGGUCUACAGCCUGAGGAACAAAGAGGUCAAGAGUGCAUUUAAGAAGGUUGUUGAGAAGGCAAAAUUGUCUGUUUCAUAA